This is a messenger RNA of Impatiens glandulifera, 1696 nucleotides long. Its product is annotated as chaperone protein dnaJ C76, chloroplastic. The record is from RefSeq and is a predicted model, not a curated record. Bases 101 to 1519 code for a protein of 472 amino acids. NCBI's taxonomy places the organism in Eukaryota, Viridiplantae, Streptophyta, Magnoliopsida, Ericales, Balsaminaceae. The transcript has 4 exons.
GUUUGAUGAUUUUGAUGUUUUUCUCAUGCUAAAUAUCUCUGUUUUCCAUUGAGUGAAGAAACAAAAAUAUCAAACCCCCUAGAAUUGAGGAAUCAAGAAGAUGCAGACUGCCAGCCUCCUUCCUCCCUGCACCCUCACCCCAUCUCCGGCAAGAACAAACUACCCAAUUCCCAAGUCUUUUGGAUUUCCCAACCGUAAUAUCACUUGCAGAGCUUCAUCUUCAUCUUCUUCGAAUAUAACAGACUUCGAUUUGUACGAUCUUCUCGGCAUCGAAAGCACCUGUAAUCUAUCGAGUGUUAAACUAGCCUAUAGAUCUCUUCAAAAGCGAUGUCACCCAGAUAUCGCCGGACCGGCCGGACAUGACAUGGCUAUAAUCCUCAACGAAGCCUACUCUGUCCUUUCCGAUCCCAUCUCUCGUAUGGCUUAUGACAAGGAGCAGGAAAAGUUUUCGGAGCUACGAGGUUACACAGGAAGAGCUUUGUACUCUGUUUGGCUUGGAUCCGAAAGUGAAGAGAGGGCUGUUUUUGUUGACGAAGUAAAGUGCGUUGGCUGCUUGAAAUGCGCCCUUCUAGCCGAAAAGACAUUUGCAGUCGAGUCGGUUUACGGAAGGGCUCGGGUCGUUGCUCAAUGGGCUGACCCGGAAAACAAGAUCCAGGAAGCUAUCGACGCUUGCCCCGUCGAUUGCAUCUCGACCGUUGAGAGAUCCAAUCUGGCAGCACUUGAGUUCCUAAUGUCAAAGCAGCCACGUGGCAAUGUUAGAAUCGGAGCCAGUAACACUGCCGGUGCCAGAGUGUCGAACAUCUUCGUCGACGUUGAGAAAUUUCAGUCUAAAUUUCAGGAGGCAUCGCUUAAAGAAGAAUCCAAUGUUUCGGACGCAAGAUUCUCUGCAAUUGGAGCAAUAAGAUCAAUCUCUAAUUGGCUAUACUGGCAAUCACCCGGAUCAUCAAGAGCCAACGAGAAUCUCAUGCACGUGCCCCGUAAAUCAUCACAACCAAACAUCAAGAAACUCCAAGAAGCCGUUAUGGCAAGAAAACAAGCAAGGGACGGCCUAAAAUCCGCAGCUAAAAAGGUCGACUCUUCAAGCUUCAUUAAUGGCGAUGAAUACUGGGCCCCAAUGGCACUUUCACUCCCACCAUCAUCGAAAGACAACGCCAAAUUUGAGACUUUCCCAGAACCUGAACCCAUCAAAGAAACCAUCCAAACAAAGGGCAGUGAUGUUGGAGCUUAUAAAGAUAACCGUUCAGAGGCUAACCGUAUGAUAAUGCGGGUCACCCCUGUUGCGGCAGCAGCUAUUGCUGCAGUUAUUGUGAGGUUGCAGGUUCAUGAAGGGGCAAUGGUUGGGCAGCAGAUCAAGGAACAUGUAGGCGGUUCGUUUGCAUUGGGCAUGGUUAAUAGCGAAUGGCAGCCGGUUGUUUUGACUGCGGUCGCUUGGUAUCUCAUCGCUGGUUAUACCCUUGAAUUGUUGCAACCUUUCGUGAGGAAGUUGAUUAAGAUUUACAUAAUCAAGGUAAAAGAGUAGAUCAAAUAUUUACCAUAGCAAAUUUAUAGUUGUAAUGUAAUUAUCUGUAUUUUUAUUUUAGUUUUCAUUAUGGCAGAAAAAAAAUUGUUUAGCUUUUUUAUUUAACCAAACAUAUAUUAGGAAUGUGAAAAUAUGUUGUUACAAGAAAAGAAAAAACAAGAAAAUGGAAUUUGGUUA